GAUGAUUCUGGUACCGAUUCCGAAGGCAUCCAGAACUCGUUUUCCAAUGUCACCUGACAUGCGGCCUGUGACUGAUAUCGAGCGACUCGUUCCGUGGUUCCGUGAAAACAAUGGAUGGCUGAACCCGGAUGUAGAAAUUAUUCACGAUGAAUCUCAUGGCUUCCAUGUCUGUGCUGUGCGACCCCUCAGCUCACCAGCCAUCGUCAAGUGUCCCCUAACGCUUACCAUCUCCCAUUUGAAUCUGGACCACUCACAAACCAUUGUUCCUCACAUAGAUAGCCAACUCCAGCUAUGUCUUGGAGAGGUACCCAAUGAGGUUCUAACUUAUCUGCUACUGAUUGAGCAGAGAUGCCUUGCCAAGCAGCAAAGGUCUGCAUGGCAGCCUUACUUUGACUGUCUCCCAGCCUCGAACGAAAUGACUACAACUCUUUGGUUCGAUGAUGAUGAUCUCAACCAUCUUCAAGGAACAGAUCUUUACACAGCUACGAAGGAAAAGAAGCGCCAGCUCGAGGCUGAGUACCAUAGUGCUAUGGCUAUUCUGGCAAGACUAAAUGUAACGCUUGACCCUUCCAACCCGACAUUCGAGGAUUACCUGUGGGCGUUUACCAUCAUGUCAUCGCGGUCCUUUGUAUCUACCUACAUGCUACCAAAUUUCAACACCUUUCCAAUCCUCUUUCCUGUACUCGAUAUCUUGAAUCAUUCUACUGAUGCAAAGAUUAAUUGGGCAUUUGACGAUAAAUGUUUCACUCUUGCGCUGGAGAACCCGGCAUCUGUACUGCCCAAAAGCCAAAUCUUCAACAACUACGCUCCCAAGCAGAAUGGGGAACUGCUUAUGGGCUAUGGGUUCUGCAUUCCGGAAAAUCCCAUUGAGCAAUUCGCCAUCAAAAUGAGGUUGCCACCAGAUAUGGUAGAAGCUGCGAAAGACACUGGGUUGUAUAAUCCAAACCAAGUGCCGUUUGGGUUGCCUCAAUCUGCAGUUGACAGCGACCAAAGCGUGGAACAACACUUCUUACGGCCACGCGCACAUCCGUUUGGACAUUACGAAAAUAAUGUGCCCUGGUUGCGAGGAAUUCCACCGUGGAUCAUGCAUUCUACCUUUGUUGCUACUGUUAUGCAGCUAGGACACACACCUGAGAACACGGAUUCCCGCAAGCCCACAGGCAUGCUCGUACUCCACGUCUUGCUACACUUAUACGAAGCUAUUAGGGUCAAGAGCCUACUUUUCCCGGAUUCAGCACACAAGAGCAACGAAACCUACGCAAACGUCAAGCAACAGCAAGCAAGCAUAUACCGAAAUGGCCAAGCCAAAGUCAUCCACUCCAUCCUCGCAGAACUACAAGCGGUAUUAUCUAAUCUACGAGUCCGCGAUCAAAUCCCCCCAGCAUCGCCAGCCCUUAUAACCACGACCGAGGCCCUCCUUGUAUUGAAAGCAGAAUACCCUUCACACCACGCGUCUGUCGAAGACGCUAUGACCAAAACCUACGAUAUGUCCACCAUGUCAGCCGCCCAAGAACAACACCUCUGGGUCACCCUUCUCUGUCUCUUCGCUUAUCUCACUCUCACAACUCCCGGGACCGAAAAAGAAGAAAGCCUCAUCCACGCCUGGACCUUGGAAUUUUUCGAAGUCUACACACUUCCUUCUGUCGAUGCGAUUCCCGAUCCCACCGCCUCUCCAUCUACCGUCCGAUCUACACUUUUAGACUUCUUCGCAGACUCGCAUGAUCCCAUCGCCGAGCUCAACUCUAUUCAUUCUCGGUUCGAUGAUGCUGCGCUCGAGAAACGGUACGGAGACCUGCCCAUAUGGGAUGACGACGACGAUGUGGGGUUGGGGCGUUUGGGGGAUAAAGUAAUCGCUUGGGCGGAAAAUUUGGUGGAUUUCUACGCGGUGCAGAUCCCCGGGGAGAGUGGCAGGGUUGGAAUGUAUGUGAGGCCUUAUCAGGAAGGGGGAAUGGUGGAGGAGUGGGUUUAUGGGGAGUAGGGGGUUGAUCCGAGAUAUCGAUCAUCUUCAAGUGGGGAAUACUUUGGCGGGACUGUUAAGAGCUUUGUGCAUUAACCGGGGGAGACUUUUUCACAAAUAUGGGGUCAGUUGGAUGUAUUUAUCUGCCUUUAUUGAGUAGGGGGUAUCGCAACCACUAUCAUAACAUCUCCUGACUCAAACAUACAGCUUAUCCUCCACCCUCUCUACACGCGCAUGAGAAUUGUUCUGUAACGAAAAUCAAAAAAGAUUUGCGGAUACCAUAGCAAUCGAUUUCACCCAGCCUGCAACAACAGCUCUUGAGCCAACAGCUGAAUCUCAGCCUGGUCCACCAUCCCCGCACGGUGCAUAAUCCGCGCGUAACGAGCCCGAUCGCGCUGUCGCCGCUGCCGCCUCCGCUCCUCCUCCCCCUCUUCCUCCUCUUCUUCUUCUUCCUCAUCCUCAUCCUCCUCGUCUUCCUCCUCAUAAUCAUCGUCACCACCAUCGAGGUCCCCAAAAAGAACCCUCCGACACAUCGGACACGUGUUAUUAUACAACCCCAACCACUUCUC
Periconia digitata is the source of this 2526-nucleotide messenger RNA. The record is from the annotation of a GenBank genome assembly. NCBI's taxonomy places the organism in Eukaryota, Fungi, Ascomycota, Dothideomycetes, Pleosporales, Periconiaceae.